Messenger RNA from Durusdinium trenchii, 489 nucleotides. The record is from the annotation of a GenBank genome assembly. NCBI's taxonomy places the organism in Eukaryota, Dinophyceae, Suessiales, Symbiodiniaceae.
AUGACGUAUGCGGAGCAGCUGGAGGCAAUGCGGCCACCUUGCGGGUUUUGCAUCCUGGCGGACGGGACCAUCCUGCUGUCCAAUCGGCCGGAGACCUACACGGCGGAGAUGGUGGUUGAUGCCUAUGAGGCAUGGCGAAAGAUGAAGGCAAAUGGCUUAGUGCGUGAGACCCGACCUGAAUUCCUUGAAAGUGCUUUGAUGCAGCCUGAUCGCGCGGAGCUGGUGCUGCUUGACAGGCGCCUUGCCUUGAUAUUGCUUGUGGCAAAAAGCAUAAACUCUCUUGCAUGCGCAAGCUGUAUGGCGCUGGCGCUUGGCUCCGAGAUGAUGAAGCCGCUGGCAUUGCUGCUGAUGGGCUGUGUGCCUGCAGAGGCUACAGGGCGUUGGCGACAGAAUCUCUUGAACGUGGUGAGCCCCGCUUCCCUCUACAUUCGAAAUUCCACAUGCUUGUGCACACCUUCCGUAACAUGGAGCUGGAUGCAAAGAAGUUGA